AAGAAUAUUUAUGAUUAUUUAUUUUUUUGGCUAGAAACUCAUUAAAAAUAUUUUAUUUUCAUAUGAUUCAUAAAUUUUCCCUUUAAUUUAGUUUCAUUGCAUUUGAUUACCUUAGCCUCAAAGCUUCAAGUUUUCUCUAGAUCUCCAAUUACUAUUGGAACAAAAAUAAUUCAAAUUAUUCACUUAAUUUGAUCUCCGAUCAAUGGCGAAGGAAUUUAACGUCCCGCCGGUGGUUUUUCCGUCUGGCGGAAACCCCGGUCCACAACAACGUCGGCUUCCAACGGCGCCGUUUCAGCCACCGAAGUCAUCGAACCCUGGGAUACCUUUCAUGUCCUUUGAUGUAGGGUCUGCUGCUGCUUCCACUUCAUUUUCCACUCCACAAUUCGCAUCCACCACCAUCGGCGGCGGAGGAUCGAUGGGUUUUGAAGACGAGCCGCCGUUGCUGGAGGAGCUUGGGAUUAACACAAAGCAAAUUUACCAAAAGACUAUAUCGAUUAUGAAUCCAUUUCGGGUUAAAGCAGAUCUUCACGAAGAUGCUGAUCUCUCUGGACCGUUCAUAUUCCUUAUGGCGUUCGGGCUUUUCCAAUUACUUGCUGGAAAGCUUCAUUUUGGAAUCAUAUUGGGAUGGGUAAUCAUGGCUUCGUUGUUUCUCUAUGUAGUGUUCAAUAUGCUCGCCGGCAGAAAUGGGAAUUUGGACUUGUACAGGUGUGUCAGCCUGAUCGGAUAUUGUAUGUUGCCUAUAGUGAUUUUAUCGGCGAUCUCAUUGUUUUUGCCCGGUGGAUUGGUGAUCAAGGUGGUGACCGGAGUUUUUGUGUUAUGGUCCACGCGGGUUUGCACUAGGCUUGUGGUUGAACUUGCAUCUUGUGGGGAUGAACAUCGUGGGUUGAUCGCGUAUGCUUGUUUCUUAAUUUACAUGCUUUUCUCUUUGCUAGUGAUAUUUUGAAUCAGAUUAAUGUGUUAGUAUAUUGCAGUUUAUAGCUUGAUCCAUUUUUUAAUGCCUUGAAGUCUUUAACUUGUGAGGCUAGAGUUUGUUAGUUCUAUUUGCUAUAGAUGAAUAUAAAGAACUGAAUUAUGUAGUUUCAAAUUCACAAUUUGUUAUAGUUGAAGAGAGUUGUGGUUUUGUU
Molecule: messenger RNA, 1124 nt
Organism: Solanum tuberosum (potato)
Lineage: Eukaryota; Viridiplantae; Streptophyta; Magnoliopsida; Solanales; Solanaceae
Product: protein YIPF5 homolog
Exons: 1
Coding region: 203-943 (246 amino acids)
Biological process (GO): vesicle fusion with Golgi apparatus; endoplasmic reticulum to Golgi vesicle-mediated transport
Cellular component (GO): trans-Golgi network; membrane
Source: RefSeq, a predicted model, not a curated record